Molecule: messenger RNA, 1422 nt
Organism: Adineta steineri
Lineage: Eukaryota; Metazoa; Rotifera; Eurotatoria; Adinetida; Adinetidae
Source: the annotation of a GenBank genome assembly
AUGCCACAAAUAAUUAUGAUGAAAGCACAAUAUUUAAUUCUACUUAGUUUUCUAUUAACAUUUAUCGUUAUAACAAAUGCUUUUUAUACAAAAAGACAAUUUUAUUCAUCAGUUAUAUAUCUAACAAAAUCAAAUACAAGUCUUGCGGUUCUCUAUGUUCAAGGAUUUGUCUUUAUUAUUUUAUUUGGUAAACUUUUUCAACGUAUAUUUCUUGGACAACUUCGAGCGAUUGAAACUGAGCAUCUAUAUGAACGUGCAUGGUUUUCUAUAACAGAAACAUGUCUAGCAUUUACUAUGUUUCGUGAUGAUUUUAAUACACGUUUUGCAAUAUUAUUUGCAAUUUUACUAUUUCUAAAAUGUUUUCAUUGGCUAUUAGAAGAUCGUGUUGAUUAUAUGGAACAAAGUCCUGUGCUGGGCCCAAUAUUUCAUGCAAGAACUAUUGGUCUUUGGACUGUAUUAUGUCUUUGUGAUUAUUUAUUUAUUCUAUUAGCUUAUAUACAUGUAAUGUCAACAGGAGCAUCUGUUGAAAUUGUAUUUGGUUUUGAGUAUGCUAUUCUACUUAUUUCGGUGAUUACAAUUGCAUUAAAAUAUUCAGUUCAUCUCAUGGAAAUUCGUGCCGGUGAACAAUGGGAAGGUAGAGGUGUGUAUAUGCUUUUUUCCGAUGUAGUUCUUGGAUUUUUUCGUGUUACAUUAUACAUGAUAUUUAUAAUGGUUAUGAUGAAAAUUCAUACAUUUCCAUUAUUUGCUAUUCGACCAGCAUUUUUGGCAAUGAGAACAUUUCGUAAAGCAUGUGAUGAUGCAAUAGAAUCACGACGUGCUAUACAAAAUUUAAAUACAAUGUAUCCUGAUUUAACAGCUGAUGAACUUGCUAAUGUUGCUGAUACAACAUGUACCAUAUGUCGAGAAGAAAUGCAAGUACAACAAUGUAUUAAACGUCUUACUUGUCAACAUGUAUUUCAUAAAAAAUGUUUACGUUUAUGGUUUCAACGACAACAAAAUUGUCCAAUUUGUCGAACUACUGUUUUACGAUCUACACCUCGACAAGCUGCGGGACCUCAACCACAAGCACCUGUUCCUCCAGCUGAACCUGUACCACCACCGCCACCACCAGCCACAUCAACUCCAAUAUCUAAUUCUACAACGACUCAAAACACAACUAUUCCACAAAUACCAUUAAGUCCAUUUGCUAUGGUAUUGCCACCUUUUGCAUUUCCUCCGCCACCUUUACCACCACUUGAUUUUACUGGUAUGUCUGAAGAAGCCAUUCGAGCAAUGGAACGAACAGAAUUAGCUCAUGUUCGAGCACGUCUACAAUGUUUACAAAAUGUUAGAAAUUUAUUAGAUGCAUCAAUAACAUCAAUGCAACAAUUUGUCAAUAUCUUACCAGUACCAACAACAAGUUCAAAUAAUCAUGUUGAUUAA